Molecule: messenger RNA, 4873 nt
Organism: Corapipo altera (White-ruffed manakin)
Lineage: Eukaryota; Metazoa; Chordata; Aves; Passeriformes; Pipridae
Gene: SLC6A2
Product: solute carrier family 6 member 2
Exons: 14
Coding region: 65-1951 (628 amino acids)
Biological process (GO): sodium ion transmembrane transport; dopamine uptake involved in synaptic transmission
Cellular component (GO): neuron projection; plasma membrane; presynaptic membrane
Molecular function (GO): dopamine:sodium symporter activity; norepinephrine:sodium symporter activity; neurotransmitter:sodium symporter activity
Source: RefSeq, a predicted model, not a curated record
UCCAGCGGGAAGGCGCUUCCGUCAUCCGCGCCCCCCUCCUCAGCCCCGCUCUCUCUCUCCCUGGAUGUUUAAGGCGAGGAUGAACAAACAGGUCCAGCCCGAGCGCAAAGUGUCGGUGGUGGCCCCCUUGCCGGACCGCGCGGGGCCGCCGCCCCCGAAGAAGGACGUGGAGCUGAUCCUGGUGAAGGAGCACAACGGGGUGCAGUACACCAGCAGCAGCCUCCUGCCCGCCGCCCCCGCGCCGCGCUACGGCCCCCAGGACAGGGAGACCUGGGGCAAGAAGAUCGACUUCCUCCUCUCCGUCAUCGGCUUCGCCGUGGACCUGGCCAACGUCUGGCGAUUUCCAUACCUCUGCUACAAAAAUGGAGGGGGUGCUUUUCUUAUUCCCUAUAUCCUCUUCUUAAUCAUUGCGGGAAUGCCCCUGUUCUAUAUGGAAUUAGCACUGGGACAAUAUAACCGAGAAGGGGCUGCCACUGUCUGGAAAAUCUGUCCAGUCUUCAAAGGUGUAGGCUAUGCAGUGAUACUCAUAGCUCUUUACGUGGGUUUCUACUACAACGUUAUCAUAGCUUGGUCUCUGUAUUAUCUGUUUUCGUCAUUCACAUUUGAGCUCCCCUGGACAAACUGUGACAACAGUUGGAACAGUCCAAACUGUACAGAUCCCAAACUCUUCAAUGCAUCAGUGCUUGGCAAUGGUACUAAAUACUCGAAGUACAAGCUCACUCCUGCAGCUGAAUUUUAUGAGCGAGGAGUUCUGCACCUGCACGAAAGCCGUGGGAUCCAUGACCUUGGCUUGCCUCGCUGGCAGCUUUCCCUCUGCCUCUUGGUGGUGGUAAUCAUUCUUUUCUUUAGUCUGUGGAAAGGCGUGAAGACUUCGGGAAAGGUUGUUUGGAUAACAGCCACUUUGCCUUAUGUUGUAUUAUUUGUCUUACUAAUACACGGAAUAACCCUCCCUGGUGCAUACAAUGGAAUAAAUGCAUACCUGCACAUAGAUUUCAGAAGAUUAAAAGAAGCCACAGUGUGGAUUGAUGCAGCUACUCAGAUAUUUUACUCCUUAGGAGCUGGGUUUGGUGUUUUAAUUGCAUUUGCCAGUUACAAUAAGUUUGACAACAACUGUUACAGGGAUGCUUUGCUGACUAGUACCAUUAACUGUGUCACAAGCUUCAUCUCGGGAUUCGCAAUUUUCUCCAUACUGGGAUACAUGGCUCAUGAGCACAAAGUUAAAAUUGAGGAUGUAGCUACUGAAGGAGCUGGUUUAGUUUUCAUCCUCUACCCAGAGGCAAUUUCAACUCUUUCAGGAUCUACGUUUUGGGCUGUGGUGUUCUUCAUCAUGCUCCUUACUCUUGGCAUCGACAGUUCUAUGGGGGGAAUGGAAGCUGUCAUCACUGGCUUGGCAGAUGAUUUCCACAUUCUGAAGCAGCACAGGAAGCUCUUCACCUUUGGUGUUUCUUUUGGCACUUUCCUACUUGCUCUUUUUUGCAUCACCAAUGGUGGAAUUUAUGUUCUCACACUUCUGGACACAUUUGCAGCUGGGACUUCAAUAUUGUUCGCUGUUCUUAUGGAGGCAAUCGGAGUUUCCUGGUUUUAUGGUGUGGACAGAUUCAGUGAAGAUAUCCAACAAAUGAUGGGCUUCAAACCAGGCCUCUACUGGAGAUUGUGCUGGAAAUUUGUUAGCCCUGCUUUUUUAUUGUUUGUCGUGAUAGUCAGCAUAAUAAAUUUCAAACCUCUGACCUACGACGACUACACCUUCCCUCUCUGGGCCAACCGCAUUGGCUGGGGAAUAGCAUUAUCUUCCAUGGUACUUGUGCCUGCCUAUAUCAUCUAUAAAUUUAUGAAUGUGCGUGGGACCUUUAAAGAAAGACUAGCUUACUGCAUCACACCUGAAAAUGAGCACCAACUCGUGGCCCAAGGAAAUGUCAGGCAAUUUAAGCUCCAACACUGGCUAACAAUAUGACAACCAACAGGUCAAGGAAAAAGCCCACGUGUUAAGCUAAACUGAAAAUACAGAAAAGUCAAGUUCAAAGCUCCCUCGAUUAUGCUUGGCCCAGGCUGGCUCAGAGCUUAUCUACUGACUCUUUGAGGGAAGACAUCUGCUCUCUGUUGUCAAUGCCUCCCUUCUAUUACUUGGCUUCAAAUGAUCUUUAAAGACUCCAUUUAAUUUUUCUUGCAUCCUUUGGUGCCAUGAAAUCCCUACAUGACCAAAACUUGUGAGUUUUGCUAUUGGCAGAAGUGGAGGGGGGGGAGCAGAGGAAAAAAAAAAAAAAAGCAAUCAGCAUAAGUUAAAUGCUUUUUUUAUUGUGAAGAAGUGAAUUAAACUUUUCUGACAGUAAUAAUUACUUCAGAUACUCAUGCCACAACCUAUUGUAAACAAACACCACCUGAACAUUCUUAGGCCUAAGGAAAGAGUACAUCUCAAUUAUGAGGAAAAGGAACUUUAUGUACUCCUAUCAUUAGCUUUCUUGCCAUACUAUCCUUUGGGAUAGGAGUUUGCAUCCUACUGAAGUGAAGACUCAGUGCUUCAUUUUCAGUGGUUUGUUAUUAGUUUCUACUCUCGGUGAAGAACCUCGUCCUUGCUGUGUAUGUCCAUGCCAUUUUCUGCCCAGUUUAAUUCCACAAGCUGAAGAGUAGCAGGAACAGAAUUGCUGUUACAGCUACUAGUACAGAACACAGCUUAAUACCACACUGUACUUCAUGAAAAAUAUAUUCCUUUCUAUCAUAUGAAAUGGCUUUACCAUAUGAUCCAUACUCCGCAGACUUUUCCAGCUAAGUAUGAAAGUUACAUCUAAAUAGACAGACUUUCAUCUUUUUAUAUAUUUUGAUCCAAAUAAAGAAUGUAAAAUAUAUAGAGAUAAUAAUUUUUAGAACUAUAUAAUUACCCAGUGGCACAAAAAUACCAGACUCUGGCUUUAUUCUCCUGCUGUGAACAUGCUAUUAUUAUAAUUUAACCUGAAUUCACCUACCAAAUAAUAGUAAGAUGGCGUUGAAUAAUUUAAAAGGAUAUUUUAGGCACACUCAGCUCUCUAAUCCUAUUCCAGCUCUUCUUUCUAGUAGUAUUAUGCAAAGUAGAAGAUACAGAACAAACUCUGCAUUUGGGUGCUGUUCUUAUUCUGUGGUCACUUGUCACUGUUGUACCUUUCCAGUGAUCACUGCAUUCGGUAGCUCUGAGUUAUUUCUUGUAAUUAUUUACCACUAGAUCUACAGUAAUUUUCAGAGGCCGUAGCUUCUCAGCUGGAUCCAACCCAGCAUUUACCUCUGGACAUUACCUCUGAAUUUUUUUGUCUCUGUACAUUCAAUUCAGCUUGUCUUUGAAAUGUAUGUAGUGCUUCCUCUUUUUAAAGAGAUAUUUUAAAAGGAUGGGCCUUUUUUUAUUUAUAAAACAUUUUUAUUGAGUUUUUUCUUUUUUAAAAUAGAUCAGUUUAAAAGUCCCAAGUGAUUUUGGCUUUUUCUGUCUAAUAUUGAUUUCUGUUCAAAUAAUGAAAGGGAAAUUUCUCUCCUUAUUCAUCCUUUUCCUCCAACAUGUUCAAUACUCAGAACAUAUCAAAUGCUGUCCUUUUCUUAAAGAGUCUCCAUGACAAAUAGUAAUUUUAUUUAAACAGGGUUUUAAAUUCAAAGAAUAUUUUCUUCUAAUUAUAAAGAAAGUCAUAUUUGCUGGCCCAGCUGCUGGCCAAAGGCUACUUAAACCCUGUUAUUAAAUAUAUUUCAAUAAUUAAGGAAUUCCAAAUGUUACGGUUCUAGGGCUGUAAGUACACAGCAGGCUAAACAGUGAAAAUAUGUUGAGGGCUUCAAAAAAAGUCAUCCCACCAAUUUCACAGUUAAUCCCAUUUUUAUUGUUUGCUGAACUACAUGAGAAUCUUUUCAUUGUUAUAAAUUUACUUUUCAACAAUACAGCUGCUUCAGUCACUGGCUUGGCAUGGCUCAAAAGCUUCUUAGCAGAGAUGUGAUUUCUAAGUUUUGGAACUCUUGAGGGCUGCUUAACCUGGAGCUUUAAUAGUCUGUCACAUCACACAUUGCUUGCUUCGUUCGUGAUUGGAAAUGCUGAAAACCUGCAUUAACGUUCACUUGUGACACACCCAAUCACCCCCAUCCAUCCAGCAAAACCCACGUAGGAAAAGGUACAUUUCAUCACCACUCUGCUCUGAAAUAGGAGCAAAGCUCUCCUAGCAUGGGAGGGAAGUCAGCCUUACCCAGCAUGUUCGGGUUUGAUUGUAUUUUUAAUACCAACUCCCAAGGCAAUUAGCUACUACAUUAUUUUUAUUUCUGUUACUGUGUAACUUCUUAGGUUUAGUGUAGUAUUUAUAGCUCAGGACUCCAUUGCACUAUUGCCACCUUGUUCUGAAGUUUUGUUGAUAAAGAACUUGCAAUCUAUACAGAACACAGAAGUCAUAUCAGACAAAGCAGGAAUCUUACUGCCACAAUUAGCCUGAAUGAAAAAGACAAUACACAGGGCAUGACUGCAUACUUAGACUUUAAGUUCAGGAUGUUGCCCAAGGAAAGUCUCCCCCAAAAUAAUGCAACUUUUAUCCCAGAGAAAAAAGAACAAUGUCUUCAGCUCUCCACUGAAUAAGAUGAUGAACUACCUCAUGCCUCUUGGAUGAUAAAUGAUGCCAAUAGACACAGACUAUCAUCCAUUCAAAUGACAAAUACUUUUGUGAAGUAUUUCCUUUACUCCACUCAAUGAUAUGGUACAGACAGUCCAAAAAGAAGCCAUAGCACUGGCCCCCACCUCCUCUUAGGGACCUGCUUUGAGCUCCCAAAUACAUUGUCAAUAGGAAAAUAUCAAAUGCCACUAAAGUUAUUCAUCUCCCUUCAGUUCACAUGUCUGUAGUUUAAAAAAAAAAAAAAACAAAACCAAAAAACACACCACCCAGUCAGGUUC